Molecule: messenger RNA, 650 nt
Organism: Canariomyces notabilis
Lineage: Eukaryota; Fungi; Ascomycota; Sordariomycetes; Sordariales; Chaetomiaceae
Exons: 1
Coding region: 20-211 (63 amino acids)
Source: RefSeq, a predicted model, not a curated record
CAAUCUUCAAAGUUCAAACAUGGAGGAGGUAACGCUACCAUACUCCGUACAACACGCUUCUCAGACCACUGCCGAUCGAUAUCGAUUCAUUCUCUUGAUGGAAAGGUCGAGAGCUAGUGACUACCGAUACCUGGCACUUUGCAUCAGAUUGCCGCAGAAGCAGGUGACUCGGGAGAGCAACAGGCAUCCUGGCUGCAGGGGUAUCAGCUAAAUGGUCGAGAUGAACAAUACGUGUAAAUUUUGUCUUCGAGAACGCUUCUCCCCCUCCACAGCCCGCCACGCACUACACUACUAGCCUCUAGGCCCCCAAACGGCCACACCCGCCACCAGGCCCUACCGAACCAGUGGAUGCUAUCCAAUCAAUGACAAGCAGAUAGGCGCACUUGCGACUGUUGGUUCCGGCUCUGACCAGAGCUACUCUGCAUCUUGAAGAGCGUUGUUUGUACGAAUUGGCUAACUAACUUGGGCCUUUGGCUUUCCUCAGCGUGGUGCCCUCGAGGCAGCUCUAGCAUGCAGCCCCCGCCGUCGUCGUGCAGAUUCCUAGACAGGUUUGUUCCCAGGCGAUACGGUAUGUCGGCAACCUAUCUAGGUACUGUAGGCUGCUUGUACGGAGUAUCUGAUGUCGGCAUAUGUGCUUGCUUCUCGAUAUA